Aspergillus terreus NIH2624 is the source of this 3822-nucleotide messenger RNA. Its product is annotated as non-ribosomal peptide synthetase. The coding region runs from base 1 to 3822 and encodes 1273 amino acids. The transcript has a single exon. NCBI's taxonomy places the organism in Eukaryota, Fungi, Ascomycota, Eurotiomycetes, Eurotiales, Aspergillaceae. The record is from RefSeq and is a predicted model, not a curated record.
AUGUCGGUCAUUGAUACCAGCAAAGACCUCUCCGCCCUCUUCUCCCAACAGGUCCGUGCCACCCCCGACGCCCUCGCCCUGGAGGAUGGCUCCACCACCUACACAUAUGCCGAGCUAGACAAUGAGGUGGAGGAGAUCACUCGGCGGCUCCGCGCAUACGGUGUCAGUCGGGACAGCCUCGUGGGUGUGCUUCUGCCGCGCAGCGCACACUAUGUGAUUGCCUGUUUGGCGGCCCUUCGCGCCGGCGGGGCAUUUCUUGUGCUGGAGCUGGCCUAUCCUCCGGAUCUGCUGGCGGAUGUCAUUGAGGAUGCCAAACCCGCCGUGAUCAUCACGCAUAAGGGAGAUGCGGGGAAGAUUAAAGCCGACGUGCCGCUGGUGAAGAUGGACGAACCGGCCGCAGCGCUCAACGGCUAUGCAAAGGAGCCGGCGCCUCUCCCAGCUGACGAUGAUCUCGACAGACUAGCGUUCGUGUCCUACUCCUCUGGCACGACCGGUAAACCGAAGGGUAUUGCCAACCCACACCGCGCCCCUGUACUUUCGUAUAACCUGCGAUUUGCCGUGCAGGACGUUCAGCCGGGCGACCGGGUGGCCUGCAACGUUUUCUUCAUCUGGGAGAUCCUCCGGCCGCUUCUGCGGGGUGCGACAGUCGUCACGGUACCCGAUGAAGUCAGUUAUGAUCCGGCUGCGCUGGUGGACCUGCUGGCGGCAAAGCGCAUCACCGAGACGCUCAUGACACCUACCCUUCUGGCGACGGUCCUCUCGCGGCACCCGCACAUUGGGGUCCGUCUCCCGGAGCUGCGGACCCUGUGGCUGAACGGCGAGGUGGUCACCGCGGACCUCGCCCGCAGAGCCAUCAAGGUGCUUCCAUCGACGCGUUUGUUGAAUUGCUAUAGUGCCUGCGAGACACACGAGAUUGCCUGCGGUGAUAUCCGGGAUAUGUUAGACGAUGAAGCAGAGUAUUGCCCUGUUGGGCCGCCCCUGGAUCCGACACACACAUAUAUCUUGAACGAAAAUGGCGAGAAAGUGGAGGACGGCACUGCGGGAGAACUUUACAUUGGCGGAGAUCUCCUUGCCCGGGAGUACAUCAACCUGCCUGAGACAACGGCUCAAGCCUUCAAGCCGAAUCCCUUCGAUGCGACCCCCGGCUCGCGUAUGUACAGAACCGGUGACCUCGCGCGCAUGCUCCCUUCCGGGUUGCUUGAGAUCACUGGCCGUGUCGGUGCCAUGAUCAAGCUCCGCGGUUACUCCGUCGUGCCGGCCAAGGUCGAGAAUGACAUUGUCCAGUACCUGGCUGUCAGCCACUGCGCCGUCGUCGCCCACGGCGAUGGCCUGGAGCGCCAGCUGGUUGCGUAUAUUGUCCGCGACAAGCAGCACUCCCAGGACCGUCCGGUUGUAGAGAUCAACGAAUCCGGACACAGCCCGGCGGCACGUCGCGUGCUGUCUCCUUACCUCGCACACUAUAUGAUCCCCGCGCAGUGGGUGGAGCUGGACGAGCUGCCCACCCACGAAGUCUCCGGCAAGGUCGACCUCAAGAGCCUCCCGCCGCCGCCCAACGCCACGCAGGUCAAUAGCAACGGAAAAGCUAAGCAGGAUCCGAUCGGCAUCGACAAUAUUGCUGCGAUCUGGGCGACCACCCUCAAGACAGCGAGAAACCUUCUGAAGCCAGAGGACAACUUCUUCGAUCUCGGUGGCCACUCCCUCUCGCUCGCUGAACUUGCUUCCAAACUAUCGCGGACCUUUGGCUUCCGCGUUCCCAUUGCCCGCCUGGCCGAGAACGCCACACUUACCGGCCAUCUGGCUACUGUCCGCGGGAUUCGCGACGGUCACACCGCUGCUGUGCAGGCUGACCUUCCAGCUGUCCUGCGCGCCGACUCCACCCUUGACAACGACAUCCGCCCUUCGAAUGCGACGAUCUGUCCGGUCAACAAGGCAGAAACGGUGCUUCUGACCGGUGUCACAGGCUUCCUUGGCCCCUUCCUUUUGAAUGACUUGUUGGAAAACACGUCCGCGCACAUCAUCUGUCUGGUACGUUUUAAUGAACCUGCGGACGAUGACCAACCGGGCGGUGUGGCGCGUAUCCGUCGCAAUCUGCUCGACAUGGGCCUCUGGCGCGACUCGAUCAUGGAGCGUGUGGAGAUCCUGCCAGGCAACCUAUCCAGACGACUCUUUGGUCUGUCCCCCGACGCCUUCGAUGAGCUUGCUGCUCGCGUUGAUGUCAUCGUCCAUGCGGCUGCCACCGUCAACCUGGUGUACCCGUAUGCUGCGCUGCGCGGCCCCAACGUCGGUGGAACGCGCGAAAUCCUCCGUCUGGCUUGUAAGGGCGGCGCGACCGUGCAGUAUGUCUCCACCAACGGCGUGCUGCCACCGUCUGGCGAAAAGGGGUGGCCCGAGGACACGAUGCUGGCCGUCGACGACGUGCCCCAGAAGCUUCUGGACGGUUACGGACAGACGAAGUGGGUGGCUGAGCAGCUCGUUCUGGAAGCGGGUCGUCGAGGACUGCCGGUCAAGAUCCAUCGUAUUGGAACUAUUAGCGGCCACAGCGUCACUGGUGCUGCGAACGCUUGGGAUCUUCUGACCGCGCUGAUUGUGGAGUCCAUCAAAUUGGGCUACGCCCCUGAUGUGGAAGGCUGGCGUGCUGAGAUGACCCCCGUGGAUUUCGUCAGCAAGGCCAUCGUCCAUCUUGCUACACAGACUCAGACGGAACAGACCGUUCUGCACCUGGGAGACCCCAACCCCGUCAACAUGCGGUCUGUCUUUGAGGGCCUGAAAGAGCUGGGUUAUCCCACGGAACCUCUGGGAUGGGACGAGUGGGUUUCUCGCUGGACCAAGGAGCGGAGUGGUGUCAAAGGUGGUGAUGGCUCGUUCACUGUGGACAUUCUCCGCAGCGGUAUGCCGUCGGUCGAGUUCCUGCGUGGCAUUGUUGUGCUUGACAACGCCGCCACCAGACCACUGCGCGCAGAAGUCGAGCGGCCUAAGGUUGAUACGCUUCUCCUCGAGACUUACACGCGCCACUGGUUCGCUCGAGGAUGGCUGCCCCGCGCUCCGUCGAAAAAGCACGCUCUUAGCCAGUCGCCCAAGCCCAAGGGCCCUCUCUCUGGUCGCGUGGCCGUGGUGACGGGAGCGUCGUCUGGAAUUGGCGCCGCUGUCGCCACCGCGCUGGCCCGCGAAGGCUGCAAGGUGGCCAUCGCUGCUCGCCGACGUGACGCCCUUGAAGCCGUCAAGGCCAAACUGCCCGGCGAUAGCAAGGUGCUGAUCCAGCCGACCGACGUCACGAAACAGGCCCAGGUCGAGGCCCUCUUUCGCGCGGCGAAGGAGGAGCUUGGCCCGAUCGACAUUGUUGUCUCGUGUGCGGGCGUGAUGUACUUUACUAUGAUGGCGAACACGCAGAUGGACGAGUGGGAGCGGACCGUCGAUGUCAACUGCAAGGGUCUUCUCUACUGUCUGUCCUCCGCUGUGCCGGACAUGCUCGCGAGGGGCAGUGGCCACAUUGUCGCGAUCUCUUCCGAUGCAGGGCGCAAGGUCUUCCCUGGUCUGGGCGUUUACUCGGCUAGCAAGUUCUUCGUCGAGGCGACCCUGCAGUCCCUGCGCCUGGAGACGGCGGGCACGGGUCUGCGCGUGACGAGCGUGCAGCCUGGCAACACGGCUACAGAUCUGCUGGGUAUGUCGACGGAUGCGGAGGCUGUGAAGAAGUACGGAGAGCCGUCUGGAGCACAGAUCCUCGAUCCAGAGGAUGUGGCCAACUCGAUUGUCUACGCGCUUCGCCAGCCUGCGCAUGUUGCCCUCAACGAAAUCCUCAUUGAGCCUCGUGAUGAGCCGAUCUAG